Molecule: messenger RNA, 2645 nt
Organism: Geodia barretti
Lineage: Eukaryota; Metazoa; Porifera; Demospongiae; Tetractinellida; Geodiidae
Source: the annotation of a GenBank genome assembly
GACCGUUUUGCUUGCUUCCCGUCUCCUCCUUCCUUGCCGCCGGCACCAAACAGGCUCCGUACUACUCCUAGUCUGGACCAUCGUCUGCUCCCAGCCGCCGUCAUCCGCCGACUAGCAGACAGAACACCAGACGCCAUAUCCCCUGCGGCGCGCCGAACAAGACUCUAAAUAGCGCCCACCAACCAAUACCACGUGGGUUUCGAUGAGUUUUGAGUGUGGACGUAGCCGAGGACACAGCGACCAUGCCCAAGCGAAGGUCGAGAGGAGGAAGAGGCGAAUGGGGAGUGAGGGAAGUGGAGAAAGGAGCCGGGAAUGUGAAGGGGAGCAAAAAGAUGAAGCUAAGUGAGUCGCUGGCAGGCCUGGCAACCUCUGACCCAGAGUUCUACCAGUAUCUCCGUGACAACGACCACGAAUUGCUGGAGUUUCGUGACUCUGAGGAAGAAGAGGUGGAGAGGGAAGAGGAGGAAGAGAGUGGAGACGAAGAGCCGGGAGAAGGAGGAGGGGGAGGAGGGGGAGGGGAGGUGGAAGAAGUUCCCCUGAACAUUUCUAGCUGGAAACAGACCAAGGUCGAGGAAGACAGCAGUGGUGAAGAUGAGAAGGAGGAGAAGGAGAAGGAGGAGGGAGAGGGAGGAGGGAUUCCGGUGACAGCGGCAAUGGUGAAGAAUUGGGUCUCUGCUAUUACCGAGGAGCAUUCCCUGGCGGGGGUAAAACAGCUGUCAUUGGCUCUGCGGGCGGCGGUGAGGGGAGUGAGGGGAGGAGAAGAGGGAGGAGAGGUGUACCAUGUGUCUGGAACAUCAGAGUUCAAUGCGGUGGUGUUAGCAUGCCUUACCCAUGUGACUCCAUGUCUCAACCAUCAUAUUCCUCCACUUCCUUCGUCCAACACACCCAAAAAGAGACCGUUCCGCCCGUCGUCCCACAAGAUCUGGGGCAGAGUGCGGCCGGUUGCCGAGUCUCACUGUCUGGUUGUCUUGGAGCUAGUGAGAGGUCUGAAGGAGCCCUCAAUGGUCUGUGCCGUUCUCAGGUGAGUUUUGACAAAUUCCACACCUGAAAUAAGGACACCUCACUAAUAUGGACACUUUCUUCUGUCCCAUUGGUGUCUGGAUUAUUCAAGUGUCUGUCACUCCAUUUCCUCCAGACACAUCCAGUCUCUGGUGGCCUACUACGGCAGUGUGUCCAGACUCCACCGCUGCCUCUCGCGUUGUCUCCUCCAGCUGUGGGAGGGACAGGAGACGAGAGUACAGGUCCUGGCCUUCCUCGUCCUCAGGCAACUGACACUCCUCUCCCCCCACCUCUCCUCCCACCUCUCCCUCCACACCUCCCUCAAGAAGUUGUAUCUGACGUUUGUUCGCAACGCCAAGUUCACGUCUCUCUCCUCACUUCCUCGGAUUGCAUUCAUGAAGAACUGCGUCGUUGAGAUGAUAUCAUUGGACGUUGCCACAGGUUACCAGCACGGGUUCGUGUACAUCAGGCAGUUGGCUCUCCACCUGCGAGCGGCCACUACAUCCGGCAAGAAAGACACUCUUCAGGUUGUUCGUAGCUGGCAGUUUGUCCACAGUUUGGACUUAUGGUGUCAGGCCCUCUCCUCCCUCCACCCCUCCCCCUCCCUCUCCACUCUCCUCUACCCCCUCAUUGAGAUAUCGCUAGGAACACUGUCGCUCCAACCUUCCCCGCCGACUGUGCCCCUUCGUCUACACCUCGUUUCAUCCCUCUCUCGACUCGCAGCUGCAACUGAUACUUACAUACCUCUCGCCCCUUUCCUUCUUGAGAUACUGGAGUCAAACAGCAGUCAGAUGAAGCCAGGGAGUAGUGGGUCGUCGUCAGGGAAACCGCCAGAGCUGUCGUGUCUCCUCAGAGCCUCAGCCACUCAGCUGCAGAGCCGAGGAUACCAGACUGUUGUUCUGAUGCGAGCAUUUGAGCUGCUCCUACAAUUAUUGGCAUCUCAGUCACACUUGAUCGGCUUCCCCGAGCUUGCUUACCCAUCCGUUGUCAGGUUGCGCAAGAUAAUAAAGGCCACACCCAUUUCCUGGUUUCGACAACAGGCCAAACAACUGGUUGAAAAGGUCGAGGAGGUCAGUGGUGAAAUCAGCAAGGCACGCAGUCAUGUGACCUUUGCACCCAAGGACACUGUGGAAAUCGUGGAGUGGGAGAGAGAGAGGAAGGAGAAACAAGACUCUCUCAACCGUUUCCUAGCAACCUGGGAGAAGCUCCAUGCUGGCUCUGAGGCUCCGCCCACUGCCCCUCCCCCCAGACCAACCAAGACAGCGAGUAAGAAAAGACAGAAGACUCUGUCUGAGGAAAGAGGAGAGAGAAAGAAGAGAGGGGAGAAGAUGGAGGAGAGGGAGAGAGGAGUUGAGUCAACAAACAGUGAUGAAGAAGACAUUGUCGAGGAUUUUCAUUUUUCGUCUUCUGAUUCUGAUUCAGACUAAUUGUCCUCAGGAUGUUAUACUGUAGUGCACACAUUAUUCAUUGAACUGGUCGCACCGCCCCCCAGCAUGCGCUGGUCAGCACAGAGUCUCCUCAAAGAAAUAUUGCUAAUAGUUAUACAGAAACAGAAGAUGAAAAGGUCUUGGAGAUUCAAAGGGGUGUGGUCAAAUCAGAUGUUUCCUCUUCGCCUUCAUUUUCUCUCUUCGGCUGUUGAACGACUU